Cicer arietinum (chickpea) is the source of this 1847-nucleotide messenger RNA. Its product is annotated as phosphoethanolamine N-methyltransferase-like. Gene Ontology annotation, biological process: phosphatidylcholine biosynthetic process. The record is from RefSeq and is a predicted model, not a curated record. Gene Ontology annotation, molecular function: phosphoethanolamine N-methyltransferase activity. NCBI's taxonomy places the organism in Eukaryota, Viridiplantae, Streptophyta, Magnoliopsida, Fabales, Fabaceae.
UUCUUGUAUGAUGGUAAGUGUUUUAUAUAAGUACCAUUGGAAGGAUAGGAAUAUAGCAAGCUUAUGAAGGCAACAACAACAACAUAACUUCCAUUUCUUUUAUCUCUCUCUCUCUCAUUUUUCUUCUCCAUUCUUUUCUUUGUUACAAUUUUUCUUCUCCAUUCUACCAUGGCCAAUUUGGAAGCUAUGACACAAGUAGAAGAAGAUGAACGUGAAGUACAGAGAAAUUAUUGGAGAGAGCAUUGUGCAAAUUUGUCAGUUGAGUCAAUGAUGCUCGAUUCAAAUGCCUCCCAUCUCGACAAAGAAGAGAGACCUGAAGUACUCUCCCUAUUACCAGCAUAUGAAGGAAAAUCAAUUUUAGAGCUUGGGGCAGGCAUUGGAAGAUUUACAAGUGAAUUGGCCAAAAAAGCAGGGCAAUUACUUGCUGUGGACUUCAUUGAGAGUGCAAUAAAAAAAAAUGAAAAUAUUAAUGGACACCACAAGAAUGUCAAGUUCAUGUGUGCUGAUGUCACAUCUCCAAACUUGCAUAUUUCUGAAGGAUCAGUUGAUUUGAUAUUCUCAAAUUGGUUACUCAUGUAUCUUUCAGAUGAAGAGGUUGAAAAUUUAGCUGAAAAGAUGGUGAAAUGGUUAAAAGUUGAUGGAUAUAUAUUCUUUAGAGAAUCUUGUUUUCACCAAUCUGGAGAUUCAAAGAGAAAAUACAAUCCAACUCACUAUAGGGAACCAAGAUUUUACACUAAGGUAUUUAAAGAGUGCCAUAUGAGUGAUGAUAAUGGAAAUUCCUUUGAGCUUUCUCUUGUUGGCUGCAAAUGCAUUGGAGCUUAUGUUAGAAAUAAGAAGAAUCAAAAUCAGAUUUGUUGGCUAUGGCAAAAAGUUAAAUCACAUGAUGAUAGAAGGUUCCAAAGGUUCUUAGACAGUGUUGAGUAUAAUCAUAAGGAUAUCUUAAUCUAUGAGAAAGUUUAUGGUCAAGGCUUUGUGAGCACAGGAGGACUUGAAACAACAAAAGAAUUUGUGGCAAAGUUAGGACUAAAGCCAGGUCAAAAAGUCCUAGAUGUUGGUUGUGGUCUUGGAGGAGGUGACUUUUACAUGGCUGAAAAUUUUGAUGUUGAAGUUAUUGCAAUUGACCUCUCCAUAAAUAUGAUUUCUCUAGCUAUCGAACGCGCAAUUGGACUCAAAUAUGCAGUUGAAUUCGAAUGUGUCGAUUGCACUAAAAAAACAUAUCCUGAAAAGACAUUUGAUGUAAUCUACACUCGUGACACUUUGUUACACAUCAAAGAUAAACCAACACUUUUCAGAUCAUUUUAUAAGUGGUUGAAGCCUGGAGGUACACUUUUAAUUAGUGACUAUUGCAAAAGUGUUGGAAAUCUUUCAAUAGAAUAUGCUGAGUACAUUAAAAAGAGAGGAUAUUAUAUCCAUGACAUGAAUGCAUAUUGUCAGAUGCUUGAGAAUGCUGGAUUUGAUUAUGUCAUUGAUCAAGAUCAAACAAAUUUGUUCUUGAAAACUCUACAAAAAGAGUUAAAUUCCCUUGAGAACAAGAAGGUCGAUUUCAUCAACGAAUUUUCGGAGGAUGAUUACAAUGAAAUUGUUGAAAGAUGGAAGGCCAAGAAGAUGAGAGGUGAAGCUGGUGAGCAAAUAUGGGGACUGUUCAUUGCCAAGAAAAUUUGAUGCUUCUUUCUUAUGUUAUCAUGUAAUGAAUGCAUUUAGAUAAGUGUGAACAACCUUCCAUUAAUAAUUGUUCUGCUUUUAGAAUGGAUAGUUUUGUAUGCAUCCUAUUUUCUAUUCUAUAUGGAAGUAAUUGUGAUGUUCACUAAAUUAUUAUGGUUUUUAUAUAUACAUUACUAUUUUUAUUA